GGGGAAGAGAUGCGUUUUCGACAUGCUAAAUUUGCGAUGACGACGUCUUCCAAUACAAAACUGAAAUUACACUUUGGGGAAUCAACGAAGGUCAAGCUGGGCCGUGUUUAGGCUGGGGCCUGCCUAAGCCGAGACCAGGAGCUGAGGAGACACGCUGGAGGGAGGCUCCCGGGGACCGCGGGCGACAGGAACCGGGUGACCCAGGAGCUUAACCCCGGACUUCGCCAAGUGCCCGAGCACAUGCCCGUCCGCGCCCACUCCCCGCGCGCUGCCCUGGGCGCGCGCCCCUCCCGGGUCCGCCCCUCCAGGCGUGGCGAGGACGCACGCAGGCCGCUGUCACCCGGAAGACGCGACUGGGCUGACGCGGGUGGCCCGCAGGGGGCGGUCGAAGGGCGAGAGGGCCGCUGGAUUCCGGAUGCCGGGGUCUGCGGCGCUGGGCGCGGCGGCGAUCGCGGUGGUGGGCGUGCUGCUUCUCUUGCAGCAGGAGGACGCGGGGCCCGGUGCUGGGCUCAGAAUGACCGAGACGCAGGCGCUGCCGAAGCUUCGGGAAGACUUCAGGAUGCAAAAUAAAUCUGUCUUUAUUCUGGGUGCCAGCGGAGAAACCGGCAAAGUGCUUCUGAAAGAAAUCCUGGAACAGAACCUAUUUUCCAAAGUCACUCUCAUUGGCCGCAGGAAGCUCACCUUCGAGGAGGAGGCUUAUAAAAACGUGAAUCAAGAAGUGGUAGAUUUUGAGAAGCUGGAUGACUACGCUUCUGCAUUUCAAGGUCAUGACGUUGGAUUUUGUUGCCUGGGCACCACCAGAGCAAAAGUGGGAGCGGAAGGAUUUGUUCGUGUUGACCGGGAUUACGUGCUGAAGUCUGCGGAGCUGGCAAAAACUGGAGGUUGCAAACAUUUCAACUUGGUGUCCAGUAAAGGAGCCGAUAAGUCAAGCAACUUUUUGUAUUUACAAGUUAAGGGAGAAACAGAAGCCAGGAUUGAAGAAUUAAAAUUUGAUCGUUACUCCGUAUUUAGGCCUGGAGCUCUGUUAUGUGACAGGCAAGAAUCUCGCCCAGGUGAAUGGCUGGUCAGGAAAUUCUUUGGCUCCUUACCAAACUCUUGGGCCAGUGGCCUCUCCGUGCCUGUGGUGACUGUGGCGAGAGCAAUGCUGAACAACAUGGUGAGACCGGGCAGCGAGCAGAUGGAAGUGCUGGAAAACAAGGACAUACAUGCCCUGGGAAAAGCAGACGGCUCGCUCAAGCCAUGACCAUGUUGGAGAAAUGCUUCUGCCGGCAAAUCUCCACACUCAGCACUCAAUCUGUCAUUUUAGGGUCUAAGAGAAUGUUUGUGUUUAACUUUGUUGUUUAACUGUUCUUAUCGCAGCGAUCUAAGAAACAGCUGUGCUCUGAAGCAUUGGUUCAGAGCCUGGCCAUAACACAUAGCUUUUCCAAAAACUCCCUGGGUGACCUACUGCAAAUCUUCUGGGUCAGAAUUUUGGGGUUGUGGGCGUGGGAAUCUGUAGUUCUCAUUUGUUUAAAAUUCCCUUCAUUGGGAGCCAGCUUGGAAAUGGUUAUUUGUAGAGCUACAAUGGUAGUGUAAACAUUACAUACUAUGUGGAUGAGUACUGUUCUAAAGUUGCUGGCAUCACAGCCUUGAGUUACACAGAUGCUCACUAAUGGUGCUCACGAAUGGGUAAGUGAACACGGUGCCUUUACUGCUUCUUUAGAGUGUAUUAUAAAAAUACACAGCCAGGGUUACAUAAUUCAUGGGGUGAAAUCAAUAGAGGAAUAAAAACAAGUGGACAAA
Molecule: messenger RNA, 1782 nt
Organism: Cavia porcellus (domestic guinea pig)
Lineage: Eukaryota; Metazoa; Chordata; Mammalia; Rodentia; Caviidae
Gene: Htatip2
Product: HIV-1 Tat interactive protein 2
Exons: 6
Coding region: 416-1243 (275 amino acids)
Biological process (GO): import into nucleus
Cellular component (GO): cytoplasm
Source: RefSeq, a predicted model, not a curated record